Crotalus tigris (Tiger rattlesnake) is the source of this 2885-nucleotide messenger RNA. It is a transcript of the gene SLC16A8, whose product is annotated as solute carrier family 16 member 8. Gene Ontology annotation, molecular function: monocarboxylic acid transmembrane transporter activity. NCBI's taxonomy places the organism in Eukaryota, Metazoa, Chordata, Lepidosauria, Squamata, Viperidae. The transcript is spliced from 6 exons. The coding region runs from base 316 to 1965 and encodes 549 amino acids. Gene Ontology annotation, biological process: monocarboxylic acid transport; transmembrane transport. The record is from RefSeq and is a predicted model, not a curated record. Gene Ontology annotation, cellular component: membrane.
GCUGACCCACAUCCAUGCACUUUGAACAGCUUGGUCCUUGAACUCCAGGGCAAUCUUAAGGAUCCAGCCUAGAAGCCACCUAGAUGAUUACUACUCUCAGCCACUGAAACUUUGAGAUCCCACUUUCUGGCUAGGAAACUCUAAGCAGAAGGCUUCUUCCAUGAGUUAUAUUGUCAUGGUCUGAGCCAGUUAAAGAAAUAUCCCUUCCUUCGUUCCUCAAACUAUACCUGACUGAAAGAGGGGAUUCUCAAAGGUGUUCGUCUCCUUGGAAAGGAAAGCCACAGAGUAGCCAGGUUUCUUCUCUUUGUUUGGGCAAUGGACAGAGAUGAUGUGGAGCAAGGGCAACUGCCUGAGAAAGCAAAGCCUCCUGAUGGUGGCUGGGGCUGGAUCGUCUUACUAGGCUGUUUCAUCAUCACUGGCUUUUCUUAUGGGUUUCCAAAGGCAGUGAGCAUUUAUUUCAAGGACCUGAUGCAUGAUUUCCAUGUGGGAUACAGUGACACAGCCUGGAUCUCAUCCAUCAUGCUGGCCAUGCUGUAUGGAACAGGACCUUUGAGCAGCAUUAUGGUGAACCAGUUUGGGUGUCGGCCUGUGAUGCUUGUUGGGGGGCUCCUGGCUUCCUCUGGAAUGAUCCUGGCCUCCUUCACCACCAACAUCAUUGAACUGUAUUUGUCUGCUGGAGUGCUGACAGGUUUAGGAAUGGCUCUGAAUUUCCAGCCUUCUUUGAUUAUGUUAGGAUCCUAUUUCGACAAGCGCAGGCCACUAGCCAAUGGGCUAGCUGCAGCUGGAAGCCCAGUCUUCCUUUCAGCGCUUUCUCCACUGGGUCAAGUCUUGCUGGAAAAGUUUGGCUGGCGAGGGGGAUUCCUCAUCAUGGGGGGGCUCCUCCUGAACUGCUGCACAUGUGGAGCACUCAUGAGACCCUUGGCAAUUGACAUUAAGAAGACAAGGGAGAAAGUCACGGACACCUGUGAAACUAAAGAGAUGUUGCCAAUGGGAGGAAGAGCAGAAGAGGUAGAUGGCACCCUGGACAAUUUUAAGAAACCCAAGAAAUUGAAGAAGAAAAAGGCCAAGAAAACGAAAAGCUUAUUAAAUUUUUCUAUCUUCAAAAUCCGGGGUUUUAUCAUUUACACCAUCGCCAAAUUCAUCAUGGUUUUAGGCCUCUUUGUGCCCACAAUUCUAUUAGUCAACUAUGCCAAAGACACAGGAAUACCUGACAAAGAGGCAGCAUUUCUUUUGUCCAUCAUUGGCUUCAUAGAUAUUUUUGCCCGUCCAUCCUGUGGAAUGUUUGCUGGGAUGAAGAGGAUACGACCGCAUAUAACCUACUUGUUCAGUUUUGCAAUGCUCUUCAAUGGCCUGACGGAUAUCUUUAGUGCCAGAGCCAACACCUACACAUCCCUGGUCAUCUUCUGCAUUUUCUUUGGUAUUUCCUAUGGAAUGGUGGGAGCUCUGCAGUUUGAAGUUCUCAUGACUAUUGUUGGAUCACAGAAAUUCUCUAGCGCAAUUGGGCUUAACUUGCUCAUUGAGGCCGUUGCUGUGCUCAUUGGACCACCCUCAGCAGGGCGACUGGUGGAUUCAUUCAAGAAAUAUGAAAUUAUAUUCUAUUUGGCUGGAUCAGAAGUUGUGUUGUCUGCUGUCUUCCUGGCUGUUGCUUCAUAUUGCUGCCUGAACAUGAAAAAAGAAACUACUCCUCAGCUAGACAAUCCUUCUACAGUUAGAAGUAACAGUGAAAUGGAAGAAGCCGAAGCAGAUCUACAGGAAGCAAAGGAUAGCCUUGACAAUGAUCAGCAUCUGGCCCACAGCACUGACAGUGUUGGAAGUGACAGAACAAAUCAUAUUGCAAUAUACAAGAAUGGUGGACAGCCUAAAGAGGAGAAUAUAGCUCUGGUUCCAGAUGGCUGCAGUAUUGAUCAGCAAACUGUGAGCUCCUCACAUGAUGGUGCUACAUCUUUACUUGGCCAACAGACAUGAAAGCAACUUUUACUGAAGGAGCAGACGCCUAGAACCCUGAGGGUAAGUAAACAAACAUUUAAGGAAACAGAAACUCAUCACAAGGUCGUCACAUGGUAAAUGAGAUCAAGGAACAAAUCAGGAAGAUUGUCAAGUUUUUCCAUUCCAAAUUAAUGGUGAAUCUAUCCCGUAAUUAUAGAAGCUUUAAUGCAAAUCAAUAUGGACAGACGGGACAGAUAUUCAACAUUCCCUAUAGUUCAUUUGCUUGAAACUUUAAUUUUAAUCUUUAAACUUUGAUCUCUGUAAUUUGCAUUAACUAUAAUUUUGUUCAAUUUAUUACCAUACACUUUUUCAAUAAAAAAAGAAAAGUCUGCUAUGAAUUUGGUCCUCAAAAUUUCAACUUUAGAAAGCUUUUCUUUUGUUCAAAUAAAAAUAACGGCACACCAGAUGCUUAUGAGAUGAUUUGGCCUUUCCAUCUAAGUCUGAUGGAAGAGGAUGAUGUGCUGAGAGAUCAUAGUCAUUAUUAUGGGAAAAAAAAGCCACCAAAUAAAUCUCUAUAUUGAGUCACUAGGAUAUUAUUUAUCCCACUUCUAUGCAGUGGCAAUCAAACAUUUGGCCUCUCUUCAGAACUCAUUAAUACUUAAACAAUCUAUGAUCAUGGAAUGCAAGGGAAUCAAUCUUGUGUUACUGCACUCAAAAUUCCAAUCUGAUGCAAUGUUUCUGGAAGGCAUCAGAUGAAAAGGCUACCCUGAAAGCAUGCCAGAUGAAAAUGAUAGCUGACAUAAAACAUUCCAGUUUGAAAAUUUGAAAUAAGGUAUAAACUUAAUUCUUAAGCACCUUAAGAGUUAGGAAAAACAGAAGCAUCUAGAACAGUGGUUCUCAACCUUUUUAAUGCCGCGACCCCCAACCGGUCGUAAGUCGAGGACUGCUCAACCGGUCAU